AACGGGGAUCGCGGGAGUGCCACGUUCAUCUGUGUGAAUCGAGGAGAGAGGAGAUCCCGGAGCGGCGAGACCCCAGCCUCGGGUUGCAUUCACAGCUCCCUUAGCCUUCCAGGUAAUCGCGAUGGCCCGCGGGGCCCCUGGAGCCAGAGGCUGGAGGGCUGCGGGGUGGGUGACUUUGGUUGCCCUAGAGCUCCUGAUGUUUGGAGUUGGGAGCCGCGCAGACUUGCAUGAAGAUAUGCAUAAAGAUUUCCAUCAUUCUGGCCAUGGGCACUCCCACAAGGAUUUUCACCAUCCUGGCUAUGGACACUCACAUGAAGAUUUCUACCAUCCAGGCCAUGGGCAUGCACAUGAUGAUUUCCACCAUCCAGACCAUGGACAGUCCCAAGAAGAUUUCCAGCAUCAUGGCCAUGGUCACCUGCACAAAGAUUUCUAUCAUCGUGAUCAUGGUCAUGAAGAUUUCCAGCAUCAUGGCCGUGGAUAUUUGCAUGAGGGUUUCCAUCAUGGGCACAGCCACACACCAGGACACCAUGGCCACACACAUGAGAGUUUUUAUUAUGAGGCUGACCCCUUGCACAAUAGGCAUUCACAUGAAGGAAAUGGACCCAACCAUAGAGGUCACAGUCAUGACCAUGGACACAGUCAUGCUCAUGAAUAUGGACAAACCCCCAAAGGCACAGGGGAUUCUGAGGUUCUAGGCAGUGUGCAGGACCUGGACACUGUCAGUCUUUGGGCAUAUGCUCUGGGGGCAACAGUGCUGAUUUCAGCGGCUCCAUUUUUCAUUCUUUUUCUUGUACCUGUGGAAUCCAAUUCCCCCCAGCACCGCUCACUCCUGCAGAUCUUACUCAGCUUUGCCUCUGGGGGACUCCUGGGAGAUGCCUUCCUUCAUCUCAUACCUCAUGCCCUGGAACCUCAUUCUCAUCAUGGGGAUAUAGAACAUCACUUUGAGGAAAGGCCAGGACAUGAACAUUCCCAUAGCCACCAAGGCCCAAUUCUCUCUAUUGGGCUCUGGGUUCUCGGUGGAAUUGUUGCCUUUCUUGUGGUGGAAAAAUUUGUAACACAUGUGAAGGGAGGACAUGGACAUGGACACGGACAUGGACAUGGACACGGACCCAAGCAUGGGCAACAUAAACUUUCAAAGGAAAAGCAGAGCUCAGAUGAGGAAGAGAAAAAGAAAGAGAUUGGAGAAGCAAGGAAGAGAAAAGGAGCAGGAAAAGAACUGAAUGAUGGUCCGAUGAAACAGCUUAAUUCUGAAGAGAAGAAAGGGGGUUCAGACUUGCGUGUAUCUGGAUACUUGAACCUAGCUGCGGACCUGGCUCACAACUUCACAGAUGGUCUAGCAAUUGGGGCCUCUUUCAGAGGGGGCCGGGGACUAGGGAUUUUGACCACACUAACUGUCCUACUACACGAGGUACCCCAUGAAGUUGGGGAUUUUGCCAUCCUUGUCCAGUCUGGCUGCAGCAAGAAGCAGGCGAUGGGCCUUCAACUGCUUACGGCACUGGGGGCCCUAGCAGGCACAACCUGUGCCCUCUUGGCUGAAGGAGGAUCCCAGGCAAACAGUGCUGCUGGUGGUAGUGGCCCAGGUUGGGUCCUCCCAUUUACAGCUGGUGGCUUCAUCUAUGUGGCAACUGUGUCUGUAUUGCCCGAACUACUGAGAGAGGCUUCUCCCCUGCAGUCCUUGCUGGAGGUUCUGGGGCUGUUAGGUGGAGUUGCUAUGAUGGUUUUGAUUGCCUACCUUGAAUGAGAGGUGGGAGACCCCUUCCCCUAAACCUUGAAGAAUAGGGUCACCUGGAUGGGGGGCAUUAGCCAAAGGGAGAAUGAGCCAAGUACUAGAAAGACAAAUGUCUAGAAGGUCAACAAACUUGUGUUAACCCUACAAGGCUGAAUGUUCCAGGGAGCAGUAGUCUUGAGAAUGAGAGGCAAGAAUGGCUGUAGUAUUGAGAAUUGAGUUAGGUCUUAGGUGGCAUAACUAAAUGUGAUCGACUCCAAGAAGGAAGAGGGAGACAGAAUAAGGACUCUCGGCACCUGUGUUCCCCAUACCUGUUCUCAAGGGACUAAGCUGCCCCCAGCUGCACCUCCCAUCUCUCUCAUGACGGUGUGCCUUUCUCAAAGGCCCGAGAGCCCUAGACCGAGGAAGGGAGGGGAGGGGUCAGCAGUAAGAUCAAUCGUGUGUAGUGAUUGGGAGUGGGGAAGAGGGAAGUCUUGUCAUUGAUCUUAUAACUGUUUAGGUUUUGCUUUUUUUAUAUCAUG
Molecule: messenger RNA, 2247 nt
Organism: Sarcophilus harrisii (Tasmanian devil)
Lineage: Eukaryota; Metazoa; Chordata; Mammalia; Dasyuromorphia; Dasyuridae
Gene: SLC39A7
Product: solute carrier family 39 member 7
Exons: 8
Coding region: 122-1741 (539 amino acids)
Biological process (GO): zinc ion transmembrane transport; intracellular zinc ion homeostasis
Cellular component (GO): membrane
Molecular function (GO): zinc ion transmembrane transporter activity
Source: RefSeq, a predicted model, not a curated record